AUGCCCACCAACUUUUUGAUGAUUUGCCCAAACAAAGCUAAACCGGCCUUCACACCCAAUAUUCCGUACCGCAGUAAACUGACCGAGAGGAUCGAACCUGGUCAGACACUGAUCAUCCGCGGCAGAACUAGCGAAGAGGCAAAGAGGUUCAAUAUCAACCUUCACAAAGACAGUCCGGACUUUAGUGGUAACGACGUGCCAUUGCACGUGAGUGUACGAUUUGAUGAAGGAAAGUUGGUUUUCAAUUCGUAUACAAAAGGUGCAUGGGGAAAAGAAGAACGGCAGAAGAAUCCGGUAAAGAAGGGUGACGCAUUCGACAUCCGAAUUCGAGCACACGACAACAAAUUCACCGUCUCUAUUAAUCGUAGAGAGGUGAAAUCGUUCGAGCAUCGCAUUCCUCUCCAGCAUGUUACUCAUCUCAGUAUCGACGGAGAUGUGGUACUUAAUCAUGUGCAGUGGGGAGGGAAAUACUAUGUGAGUUUCCUGAAUCCUUCAUUAACCCUUCCAUUGCAUGUUACUCAUCUCAGUAUCGACGGAGAUGUGGUACUUAAUCAUGUGCAGUGGGGAGGGAAAUACUAUGUGAGUUUCCUGAAUCCUUCAUUAACCCUUCCAUUACUGUUUGAUGCUAAUUCUUUCAGCCAGUUCCCUAUGAAUGGGUUCAAUGUGAAUCUUCUGAAGAAGAACGGUGACAUUGCCUUACACUUCAAUCCACGUUUCGAUGAAAAGGCCAAGGGUUUCAUCUGCGGCAAAAUCAAACCUGGCUGCGUGAUCAGAAACUCGUUUGUCAACGGUGAAUGGGGCAAUGAGGAACGUGAAGGCAAGAAUCCUUUCGAGAAAGGGGUUGGCUUCGAUUUGGAAAUCAAAAACGAAGAGUAUGCUUAUCAGAUUUUCGUAAACGGCGAGCGAUUUGCCUCUUACGCUCAUCGUAUCGAUCCCCAUGAAGUCGGAGGUCUACAAAUCCAGGGCGAUGUUGAGCUUAGCGGAAUUCAGAUCGUCGGUAACUGA
Molecule: messenger RNA, 1005 nt
Organism: Haemonchus placei
Lineage: Eukaryota; Metazoa; Nematoda; Chromadorea; Rhabditida; Trichostrongylidae
Source: the annotation of a GenBank genome assembly